AUGAUCUCCAACUAUAACCCAGACUCGCCGUACUCCUGCUACGUGACGGCCAAAGCCACCCCGGCCCACACUAUCACCCAUCUGGCUCACCAAGUCCACGAACUCAGCCACCUCAGCCUCCCGCUCGUUCGCCAGCCGGAGCAGCGUAAGAUCCCGCACUCAGGUCAUAGCCUCGAGAUCCCGAUCGGCGGCGCCCGGUGGUGGGAGCAGACGGGCGGUGACAAUCAGCAUGGCCCCGGGGUUCGCGGCGAGAACCCCCGUGUACACCUGCAGAUCCUUCGGGAUACUGGCUCGGAACGCGGCCUCAUGCGCCGGAAACGCGGACGGCAGGUGCAGGAUGUACGCCGCGGCAUCCAAGACGGGCUGCCCCGGACCAAGAGAUCGCCUCUGCACGCGAAUGCGAGGGUGGUGGGCUUCCGCCUGGAGGGACUCCGUGCUGCUGGGCGGUCGAGGGGCCAGGGAUCGCCCUACGUGAUAGUUGGUCGGGUCGUGCCCGGCGAUCUGGACAAUAAACCGCAGCGAUGGGUAGAGCUCUGA
Messenger RNA from Aspergillus terreus NIH2624, 537 nucleotides. RefSeq lists its product as uncharacterized. The transcript has 2 exons. The record is from RefSeq and is a predicted model, not a curated record. The coding region runs from base 1 to 537 and encodes 178 amino acids. Lineage: Eukaryota; Fungi; Ascomycota; Eurotiomycetes; Eurotiales; Aspergillaceae.